AAGGGAGGAGAGUGCUGUCACAGUAUGGGGAGAGCACUUAGAGUCACAUCACAAUGUAUGUAUAAAUUUUUGUAUGGGAAAAAAUUAAACUAAAAAAGAACACAGGCUUAAAGUGCCUGUUUGAUGCUUGGCCCUGAGAAUACAUUUGUGAGCAAGAUAGACAAAGCCUCUGUCCUCAUAGAGCUUCCAGUGUAUUGGGGCUAACAAACAAAUAAGCAAUAUCAAUAAAGAGGACAAUACAGAGUGCAAUGGGAGCAUAUAAUAGAAGUAUAUCACAUAGUCUAGUGAGCAUCAGAGAAUUCCAGAAAUAAGUGAUACCGAAAGGUUUGAAAGAUAUUAAUCAGACAAGAGAAAGAAGAAGAAUUUUCCAGCCCUUCUUAUUAGUUUCUCAGUUUAAAUAUUUUUUUUCUUUGGAGAUAGCUUUUCUUCACCCCAGAUUGACAAGCUGCCUCUGAUGCUCUUGUCCUCCUUUCUGAUUUCCCAGGCUGGUGUUUGAAAGUUCUGUAGGAGCCAUUGCUACAUUAUUUAGCCCAAGGAAUUGCAAAAAAUGCCUUAAAGUGUAUUCCUUGCCUCAGGAUGGCUUUGCAGUUGUUUAUACAUUGCUGUCAUUCCAAUAAAGAGAUGGGAAAUAACAGUUUUCUCCGUCUCUGGUAGUUGACUCUGUGUUCGCCUUAAGUUUGUUUUAGCAAUAUGAGCUGACUGAAGUCCUGCUGAGUGGUGGUUUUCUUUUCCUUCUCCACUUAAUUUAACAGACCAGCUGAGCACACAUCAGAGAGUUAAGCUGGAGUGUGUAGUCAUUAUGGUCUUUCAGUACAGUUCUGUGCCCCACUUUUGGGACUCUGGUUUGGGACCUAGUUUAUUAUUCUGGGCAAGAGGAAAAGGGCACACACCAAAUAAUAACAACCACAUGAUAGAUUUUUGUAGUAGUUUUUCAUGCUUUAGUUAAUUUCACCGUCACGACAAGUUUGUGAAAUAGGCAAAACAAAUAGUCUUACUCAUCUUACUCCCAUUUUGUACAUAAAGAACUGAGGUCUAGAGGGACUAAAUGAUAACUGUAAGUGACAGAGCCAGGACUUGAACCCAGGUCUUUAGUUCCUGCAUAAGAGUACUCAACAAGCUUUUGAAGACUUUCGGCAAGCUUAGCUUUCUAGCUUCAUGCCUUUCUGCGUGGAGCUCUUCCUACAAGAAUACAGUGCUUCAGAGGAAUACCAAAUGGUCUUGUCUGCCUUCAAGAUGUUUUUCCUUCAUCUGGGCAGUUAGGUGGUUAAGUUUGCCAUAGUAAUGCUGAAGGGGGACGUUCGUGUGAAGAGAACUUUCAAGAAUUUGCUUUUGGCUCAUGUGUGACAUUUCCUCCUUGGGUUUUGGAGUUUAGAAGCCUGAGGGAGCUCAGUCCUGGUGCAACAUUCCUGAAUUCCUGGUGGUGAGAGGAUGUGGCCCCUGGACCCAUCCCGGAAAGAGGUGCUACGGUUUGCGGUCAGCUGUCGGGUCCUGACUCUGGUGCUACAGGCCCUGUUCAAUGCCAUCAUCCCAGAUCACCAUGCAGAAGCCUUCUCCCCUCCUCGCCUGGCCCCCUCGGGCUCUGUGGACCAACUUGUGGAAGUUCUUCUGGGUGGCCUGUCUCGCUGGGAUGCUGAGCACUUCCUGUUCAUUGCUGAGCAUGGCUACCUAUAUGAGCACAACUUUGCCUUCUUCCCUGGUUUCCCCCUGGCCCUGCUGGUGGGGACUGAACUGCUGUUGAGACCCCUGCGGGGGUUACUGAGCCUACGGAGUUGCUUGCUAAUUUCAGUAGCAUUGCUCAACUCCUUGUUCUCCGUGUUGGCAGCAGUGGCACUUCACGACCUGGGCUGUCUGGUUUUGCACAGUCCCCACCAGGCCUUCUACGCAGCGCUGCUCUUCUGCUUUAGUCCCGCCAAUGUCUUCCUGGCAGCUGGUUACUCAGAAGCUCUGUUUGCCCUCCUGACAUUCAGUGCCAUGGGGCAGCUGGAGAGGAGCCGAAGCUGGACUAGUGGACUACUCUUUGCCCUUGCCACUGGUGUACGUUCCAAUGGGCUAGUCAACAUUGGGUUCCUUGUGCAUGCCCAGUGCCAAGGCUUUUUCUCUUCUCUCAAGGUGGAGAGUCCCUUGAGGCAGCUCAUUAAGCUGAUGACCUCUGUGUUCCUGUCGAUGCUCACACUUGGCCUUCCCUUUGUCCUCUUUCAGUAUUAUGCCUACACUCAGUUCUGUCUACCAGGCCCAACCCAGCCCAUCCCUAAGCCUCUGCUGCAGUUAGCUGUGGAUGAGGGCUACCGUAUUGCAAAUGGAAAUGAGCCACCUUGGUGCUCCUGGAACUUUCCCCUAAUAUACAACUAUAUCCAGGAUGUCUACUGGAAUGUUGGGUUUUUGAGAUACUAUGAACUCAGGCAGGUGCCCAAUUUUCUACUGGCUGCACCAGUGGCAAUACUGGUUGCCUGGGCGACUUGGAUAUAUGUGACCACCCACCCGUGGCUCUGCCUUACACUUGGGCUGCAAAGGAACAAGAACAAUAAGACCCUAGAGAAACCUGAUCCUGGAUUCCUCAGUCCUCAGGUGUUUGUGUACCUGGUCCACGCUGCAGUGCUGCUGCUGUUUGGAGGUCUGUGCAUGCAUGUUCAGGUUCUCACCAGGUUUUUGUGCUCCUCCACUCCUAUUGUGUACUGGUUUCCAGCUCACUUGCUUCAGAAUCAAGAGCCAUUGCUGAGGACCCUAGAGACUGUGCCUUGGAAGCCUCUUGCAGGAGACUCCCCACCAGGACAAAAGGUCCCCAGAAAUCCUAUCAGGGAACUUUUGUACAACUGGAAAACGUGUUCCCCAGUCACACGAUACAUUCUAGGCUACUUCCUGACUUACUGGCUCCUGGGACUACUCCUGCAUUGCAACUUCCUGCCUUGGACAUGACCUGGAGUCUAAAGGGACAGAUUUGAAGCCGACUUCACCCAGGGCUCUGAAAGUACAAAUACACGUUGGGACUGCCUGCGUGCCCUGGGGUUAUCUGUCCAUUAAAGCCUCUCUUUCUUGCUCUCUCUCGGAAGGUUGGUUAGGUAGAGGAGAAGUGUGAGCCACUAGAGAGCCCCUCUGGUCCUGUCCGGGGUGAAUUUUAGAGUAGUAACUGUUUUUGCCAUAAGUGAAGAUGUCUUAUUUCCAGGUCUAAAGUACACCUGGAUUUGUCUUCCAGUCAACGAAGCAUAGCAGAGAUAGUCUUAACCCUACCACUGACUCACGUGUAAAUUUAAAUUACUUAAAUGUACAUUUCAUCAAAGGCUUUUGUGGACAGGGUGGUGGAGGCUGUUCAGUGUAGUGGUAGUAGUACGGUGAGGCCAUCUUUCCUAAAUGGGACACUUUUCUGAUGAUUUUUUAAUGAUUUGUGAAUUCAUAUAUAGGAAAAAUCUUAAAAAUAUAUGAAAAUUAAACAACAGCUAUACAUGCAA
Molecule: messenger RNA, 3443 nt
Organism: Trichechus manatus latirostris (Florida manatee)
Lineage: Eukaryota; Metazoa; Chordata; Mammalia; Sirenia; Trichechidae
Gene: PIGV
Product: phosphatidylinositol glycan anchor biosynthesis class V
Exons: 3
Coding region: 1429-2913 (494 amino acids)
Biological process (GO): GPI anchor biosynthetic process
Cellular component (GO): endoplasmic reticulum membrane; mannosyltransferase complex
Molecular function (GO): alpha-1,6-mannosyltransferase activity; GPI mannosyltransferase activity
Source: RefSeq, a predicted model, not a curated record